Messenger RNA from Olea europaea var. sylvestris, 930 nucleotides. RefSeq lists its product as uncharacterized. The record is from RefSeq and is a predicted model, not a curated record. Bases 1 to 930 code for a protein of 309 amino acids. NCBI's taxonomy places the organism in Eukaryota, Viridiplantae, Streptophyta, Magnoliopsida, Lamiales, Oleaceae. The transcript has 2 exons.
AUGGCACAGUUACGAUAUGAUGUCGCGAUGUUACGAGCUGGAUUAGGAGACCUCCAUGCUGAGGUUGUAGCGAUACGGGGUGACAUAGCAGGCCUGCGUGGGACGAGCGAUUAUCGAGAUGGAGGAGGUAGCGGAGGGACAGGUCACUAUCAGGACGGAGGGGGUGACGGAGGGACUAGUGGCUAUCGAGACGGAGGGACUGGUGGUUAUCAGGACGGAGGGGGUGACGGAGGGGUCGGUGGUUAUCAGGGAGGAGGGGGUCAGAUGGGGUAUGUUGACUCAUCGUGGCCAUCAGUUGUUGCAUUUGAUUCAUUUUUAGAUGACACGAUGGGGAUGGAGGAGCGAGAGAGGAUACCUGUGGUGGAGGGGGUGCCCGUGCGGGAUAUACCUGAGGAUGUGGAGGGGGUACCCGAGGAGGAGAGGGUACCGGAGGUGGGGGUGCCCGUGCAGGGGAUACCUGAGGACGUCGAGGGGGCAUCGGAGUCGGAGGUGGAGGUGGAGGUGGAGGUGGAUAGGGUACUGGAGCUGGAGGUGGUACCCGUGCACGGGAUACCCGGGGAUGUCGAGGGGGCACCGGAGGAGGAGAGGGUACCGGAGGUGGAGGUGGUACCGGAGAAGACGCCAGACUCACCGGUCGUGGUCUUUGUGUCGGAGGAGGUGGCCCCGACAGCGGGCGAGGGGGUCGUCCCGAUGGCUGGGGAGAUGGAGAUUCCCGAGGCGCAUGAGGAGAGGACGAUGGCUGAUGACAUGGUGGAGCGGGUGGUCGGCAAGAGGCCAAGGGUGCCAUCACAGUACGUUCUUUCUCCCUUUACCGCGGAGGCGAAGAGGAGAAGGUUCGUCGACGGGACGCACCCGAAUUUAUUCAGGGAGGUGGACCACGCCAAGUGGAAAGCCUUUGAGACAGAGUGGAGAGCAUUGCAGCCUGGGUAA